GGCUGGAGCUUGCUGGCAGCCCUACACUGCGUCCUCCUACCUGACCUGGUCGGGAAGUUAAAGUUCAAGGCCCCUCAACUUGAAUUGCUGGCCAAGAGAUGGCAAGAUAGGUGCUUGGAGGUUUGUUUGUUUUGUUUGUUUAUUCCCUGCUGUGGUACUGUGUGUGUGUGUGUGUGUGUGCGUAUUCGAGAAGCUUCUCAGGCCCUCCUGCUAGCCGAACUUCGCCGCCUGGGACCGCAGGGUCGCAAGAGGGUCGUAGACGAGUGGAGCCCCUAUCUACCC
Molecule: messenger RNA, 282 nt
Organism: Helobdella robusta
Lineage: Eukaryota; Metazoa; Annelida; Clitellata; Rhynchobdellida; Glossiphoniidae
Exons: 2
Cellular component (GO): cytoplasm
Source: RefSeq, a predicted model, not a curated record